UGUGUGCGUUGUGAGUGAUACGUGUAGACCGUACGGCAUUCGCGUAGUGUACGUGGUCGUAUCUAUGAAAUACACGUACGUAUUUCUUUUAUUUUACAUUUACCAAGAUGGCAUCGAAAAGCUUGACCAGUUCUUCUCGCCUUUGAGCGGGAUCGGCGAACAUCUGGGCCACCCCAGCGUUGGCUUCUUCGCGGAUUUCCUUCCAGUGACUCCUGGAGAUCAUCUGUGAGACAAAACCGACCGAUUCCUGCUCUGAAAAACCAUAGAAAAUCGCCAGUUUUUAGCUCGGAAAAGGACCCGAUUUUGCCUGGGAACGCGCUGGGUUGUGCUUGUGGGGAACGGAGUUAGCCAGGAUUGCGUCAUCAGAAUUGAGGAGUCAUCAACAACUCGGAUAAAACUCACUAAAAGGCACGUGCCUCCUGAGUUUGUGUUGUGAAAUAACUGCAACAAAUUGUAACUUUUUGGUUGGAGAACAACCACUGACUAUUUCAUGAACUCUUAAGCUUUGUAAGAAAUUUUGUACUGAAAUAAUUUUUCUUCCGCGGAUGAACCAUUUUGGGAGUUGACCCAUUUAAACACUGAUGUGUGAGUCACGUCGCAGCUGAUUCUCCAAAAAAAACCUAAUUUCUCAGGAAUGUCGGACUUAUAGCUCUAUUCUAUACUUGUAAAUAGUGUACAGAGUCAUAUUUUAUCAUGAAGGCAUGAUUUUCGUGGUUUUUUUUGGUGGGGAAUCGCGGACAGUAAGCUCUAAACGACCGUUACAACCGCCUACAAAUCCGUUGUUUUGAUCUUGAAUGGACGUUCAUUCAUUGGUGACCUUGGAUUGUCGUGUGACUAAAACUGCAUAGGCAUUUCGCAAUCAGCUGUCACCCGUGUCUUGCCUUUGACUUGCGCAAACAGUACAAUAGCGGCUCAACCAAAGUCUUCCACGAAUUACACAACAUUGUACUAACGUUGCCAGUCAUCUAUUUUGGAACUUAUAUUUUUCACGAUCUUCACUUUUGGGUGGAUUUUGACCGGGAACGUGGUCGGUGACGCAGCGUGGUUAGCCCGAUCAGUCGACCGUUCCCGAGCGACUUUUCCCCCACGGAGACGCCGAUGAACGUUCAACGCUCUCUCCCAAUUCCGAUCCAAAAUGAUCGGAGUCGGAGAAAAGCACUCGUGCAUUUGGACACACCACCCGAUUUAACUAAUUCUUACAGCAGUUUUAGCCCGAAUUUAUCGGCACCUACCCCACCGAAUUUUGUGCCCAAGGAACCUCAUGUUCUCUCCAAGAUCGGCGGGUAUCUUCUCACUGAAGAAACUGAGUUGAAUGUGUUCCGUGCGCUGGACGCAGUAACACAUGAAGAAACGAAAUGCAAGGUUGUCCAAGCAAAGAAGUACAACGAGAAGUUUGCACCUAACUUCAAGCUAGAGCCUCAUGACAACAUAUCCCAAAUUCAAGAAGUACUCGUCGGAGAUGAGAAGGCCUACGCGUUCUUCCCUCGCGACUAUGGCGAUAUGCAUCAAUACGUCCGCAGCAAGCGUAAGCUGAGAGAGGACGAAGCUAGCCGGCUGUUCUAUCAGAUGGUUCUGGCUGUGGCGCAUUGUCAUGAAGGUGGAAUCGUCUUGCGAGAUCUGAAGUUGCGCAAGUUUAUCUUCAAAAAUGCACCAAGAACUGAGCUGAUGUUGGAGGGUCUCGAAGAUGCCUACAUUCUUGAUAACAGCGAGCGCGAUCUUCUCUGUGAUAAACAUGGCUGCCCGGCAUACGUCAGCCCCGAGAUUCUAAACAGCGACCCUUGCUACUCCGGUAAAUGCGCCGACGUCUGGAGUCUGGGCGUAAUCCUGUAUACAAUUCUCGUCGGCCGGUACCCGUUUCAUGACACGGAGCCCAGUUCACUCUUCACAAAGAUCCGACGUGGGAAGUUCACCGUGCCGGAUACCGUGUCGGCCCAAGCCAAAUGUCUCUUGCGCAGCAUCAUGCGUGUGGAGCCAGCCGAACGUCUCACGGCAGAAGAGGUUCUUCAUCACCCGUGGUUUCGUCAGAACACCUACGUCAUCAACCCUUGCGGGGACUCUAGUAAAACUGUGGACCAGACUGUUCCGGAUUUCUCGAUGCCAGAAAAUGAUGACUCCAUCUUCUUAUAGCUCAAAUUCGUUUUGUGUUUAUCAAAUAAAAAGUUUGAAAAGGUUGUGAAUUUUAUUAUUUCUGAUUAUUUUAACCAAUGCAAGUUUUCCUAGUGCCAUGCUGUGUGUGGCGCAUACAUCAUGUGAGGUGAAAUGUUUUAGUGAAAGUAAUUAUCGCUUUCUUUAUACAACAGUACGGAGUUUGCUUUGUUUUACUUCAUAGCGUAAUAAAGGUUGAGAGCACAUUUUUAAUUUACAACUACAUGUGUAGAUUAUAUAUUCGUCAUUUUACAUAUCACUGAAAGCCUUUGCUCCAUUUUGAGACUGCUGUAGUUAAAAUAAGUGUAGUAAUUUGGUUGUUUGUUCUUGAUUUUCUACUCCAGUGUUAAACGUUGCAUACUCCUGAUUAGUUAAAAUCUUAAGAAUGGUGAUUUGGUCUCUCCAAUAGUGAAUCCUCCUUAACUGUGAGCCCGAGUGUACUGUUAACGCCUUUUCUGAUAAUUUUUUUGAGUGUUUUACAUGUACAUGUAUUUUUUUAAAAGAAAAAAAAAACAUGCACAUGUACCUCAAUUUGCUGAGAUUGAUUUCUGAAAUUCAACAAAUUUGUCACUCAAAAAAGAAACCUGAAAUGUUAAUGUUUCUUAUCUUGGCCUUUAAUUUGUUUCAUCAGAGCAGUCAGUAAGAUUCUACAUGUAUUCUAAAAAAUUAUACAUUUUAAGAAAGGUACUUUACAUGCGAAAAUUAGCAUUAUCUCGUUGGAGAUAUGAAUUGCUUUUCAAUUGCAUUUCUGUUCAUGUCGCCAGACCUCAGUAUUACAAAUGAUACGCCUCAGUUUUCAGAAAAGCAGUUUUUCAUCUCGUAAUAAUUUUGAGGUCUGUAUCACACCGGUCUCCCACAUUACCAAAGUCGCUGUACUAAGAAAAGAUUUCUUCUUCCUGAAUUAAUUUCACUUGACAUAAUUCACCCAAAAAAGAAAAACGGAAUUUAACCAUGGAAAUAUUUUCACGGCUUGUAUCUAUUAUUGUACAAGUACAAUGAACAUUGUUCCACAAGUUUCUGAGAAACCUCGUUUAUUCUAACGGUCCUUUUUUUUUUUCAAGUGAAAUUAAAAGUUUAAAACUUGCUGCACCCCUUUAUCUAACGAACCUACAUGUUUAGAUAGACCUGGUUUUCCAUUCAUGCAGCUUCAGUUGUACAUUUGUAACAAUAUGUAUGAAUACAGAGUUUGUGUAAAUUUCUAGUGUUCUCAUCAAUAAAAUAAACAAGUGAUAUUUUAUGCUGUGCAUAAAAUUUAAAACCUUCACGUAAAAUGCUGUUAGAUGUCCCUAAAUUCUGUCCUGAUUUGUCCAUUUGAAAUAACAUGAAAAUGUAGAUGUACAGAAUUUUGUUUUACCAGAAGGUUUUAUUUCUUUCAUAAGUACCUUUUCACUGCCAAAUAAAUGUAACAAAAAUGAU
Molecule: messenger RNA, 3561 nt
Organism: Patiria miniata (bat star)
Lineage: Eukaryota; Metazoa; Echinodermata; Asteroidea; Valvatida; Asterinidae
Product: tribbles homolog 2-like
Exons: 3
Coding region: 1099-2127 (342 amino acids)
Biological process (GO): regulation of MAP kinase activity; protein phosphorylation; positive regulation of proteasomal ubiquitin-dependent protein catabolic process
Cellular component (GO): nucleus
Molecular function (GO): protein kinase activity; ATP binding; mitogen-activated protein kinase kinase binding
Source: RefSeq, a predicted model, not a curated record